Messenger RNA from Fusarium venenatum, 930 nucleotides. RefSeq names its product lactate dehydrogenase/glycoside hydrolase. NCBI's taxonomy places the organism in Eukaryota, Fungi, Ascomycota, Sordariomycetes, Hypocreales, Nectriaceae. Gene Ontology annotation, biological process: lactate metabolic process; pyruvate metabolic process. Gene Ontology annotation, molecular function: L-lactate dehydrogenase (NAD+) activity. The record is from RefSeq and is a predicted model, not a curated record.
AUGAAUUCAUCUUCUCAUGUCGCUAUAGUUGGGGUAGGAGAAGUGGGCGGAGUAGUCGCUUACAAUCUUAUUAUUUCAUCCGUCGUCAGAGAACUACUACUCGUCGACCUUGAUCUUGAACGAAGAAAUGCUCAAGUUGAGGAUCUUUCCGAUGCAGCCUACAGUACCAAGACGGGCACGCGGGUGCGACCCGGCACAUUCAAGCAAGCAUCCCAAUGUGAUGUUGUCGUCAUCACCUCGGCAGUCAAGCACACGAUAGGCCAGACUACUGUGGAUUAUACAUCCCGAAAUUGUUCAAUGCUACGGGGAGUUAUUGAUGCGAUGAAGCCUUUUGGACCCGAAACUAUCUUGCUCAUAGUCGCUGAUCCUGUCGAUCUCUUGACAUCCAUGGCAAAAGAGCUUUCGGGUCUACCAUCUUCACAAGUCAUGGGAACAGGAACCUUUUUGGACACUGAUAGGCUUUGCGGAAUGCUGGCCUCUCGAGCCCUUGUCAUGCCAAGCGAGGUGUGCGCAUAUGUGGUAGGCAUUCAUGGGGAACGUCAAAUUGUCGCAUGGUCAUCAGCAACCAUUGGAGGCGUUUGUAUUUCAGAUUCGCCGCACAGUCAAGGUAUCGAUCGUGAAAGGAUUGAGACCACCUGCAAGCAUCGAUCCCAGGAGCUGAUACGUGCCAAAGGCUCCGCCGGCUUUGGGAUUGGUACCGUCGUGGCCAACAUCUGCUCUUCAAUUCUUUCCGAUAAACGUAUCUGGGGGCCAGUCAGCUUCUUUCAGCCACAAUUCGGUUGCUGUUUUAGCAUGCCUGCCGUUAUUGGAAAAGAAGGAAUCGUCAGUCAAGUUGAAAUGGUGCUGGAUGGAGAGGAAGAGAGUAUGCUAUCGGUUUCUGCUGUGGAGCUGAAACGAAAGGUUGAGUUGGUGAGUAGUGAUGGAUGGUGA